This is a messenger RNA of Wallemia ichthyophaga EXF-994, 414 nucleotides long. RefSeq names its product Yippee-like protein. The record is from RefSeq and is a predicted model, not a curated record. Gene Ontology annotation, cellular component: ubiquitin ligase complex. Lineage: Eukaryota; Fungi; Basidiomycota; Wallemiomycetes; Wallemiales; Wallemiaceae. Bases 1 to 414 code for a protein of 137 amino acids. The transcript has 4 exons.
AUGGGAUACACUUAUAGAAGAUAUAUUAGAUCAGAAUCGGGUGCAUUUGGAUGCGUAAAUUGUAAAACGCAUUUAGCAGCGCUUGAGGAUUUAGAGAGUCAUGCAUUUCAAGGGCAAACGGGCAGGGCUUUGUUGUUUAGGAGUGUCCUCAAUUACACACUCUCUAAAGCAGAAGAAAGGGGAAUGACCACUGGGGUACACACGGUUGCAGACUUGGAGUGUAGAAGGUGCAAGCUGCAGCUGGGCUGGAAAUACCUCUAUGCUUAUGACGAGAGCCAGAAGUAUAAAGAGGGCAAGUACAUCCUUGAGAAAGCUAGAAUAGUCAAGGUCGAUGGCGGUUUGUCUAGACGUCGUACUCAACUCUUCUCCAACGGCGUUGUCUACAGCGACGACCAGGCCAGCGACGAUGAUUGA